GAUACAAAUGCAAAAAGGCACAAAUCCUAAAACCCUAAACCCCAUCCCCUGCUCCUAUAAAUGUGUAGCAACAAAAUCCUUUCCCUUCAUCUCACUUCGCUUCUUCGAGUCUGAGAUUACCCAAAGAAACUGAUUUAGUGGAGAAGGUUUUUGAAUCAGUGAAGAUGUCAAAUCCAAAAGUUUUCUUCGACAUACUUGUUGGAAAGAUGAAAGCAGGCCGAAUUGUAAUGGAACUCUUUGCUGAUGUUACCCCAAAAACUGCUGAAAAUUUCCGUGCCUUAUGUACAGGAGAGAAAGGGAUUGGAAUGUCCGGGAAGCCACUGCACUACAAGGGCUCAGCAUUUCACCGCAUUAUCCCAAACUUCAUGUGUCAAGGUGGAGAUUUCACCAGGGGCAAUGGGACUGGAGGAGAAUCGAUCCACGGAAUGAAAUUUGCAGAUGAGAACUUUACGAUGAAACACACAGGACCUGGUGUUUUGUCCAUGGCAAAUGCUGGACCAAACACCAACGGUUCUCAGUUCUUUAUAUGCACCACAAAAACUCCAUGGCUUGAUGGGAAGCAUGUCGUGUUUGGGAAAGUUGUAGAUGGCUAUAGUGUGGUUAAGGAGAUGGAGAAGGUGGGUACAGAUAGCGGGACAACUUUGGAAAAGGUUGUAAUCGAGGAUUGUGGACAGAUAGUUGAGAAUUGAUAUGGCAGAGGUUGUUUUCGAGGACCCUGGACAGAUAGUUGAUAAUUGUUAUGGCACAAUGGUGGAGGUAUUGAUGGAGAGUUAGCUUUGGCUUGGUAUAUAACCCCCAAACCCCUUGCUUCUUAAUUGAUUAUGCAUAUUGAAUUUGGUGAUCUCAAUAAAAAGUUUUGUAUGUUGUGGCA
Molecule: messenger RNA, 871 nt
Organism: Vitis vinifera (wine grape)
Lineage: Eukaryota; Viridiplantae; Streptophyta; Magnoliopsida; Vitales; Vitaceae
Product: peptidyl-prolyl cis-trans isomerase CYP19-3
Exons: 2
Coding region: 165-689 (174 amino acids)
Biological process (GO): protein peptidyl-prolyl isomerization; protein folding
Molecular function (GO): peptidyl-prolyl cis-trans isomerase activity
Source: RefSeq, a predicted model, not a curated record